AUGCAGCUGUUUGGAAACCGUACAGCUCUCAGUGUGUCACCGCUGAGCUGGGAAUCGAUAUCAAAAAGCUUUACCCUGGGUCUGGUGGUGUUCGGUAUUUUCACUAGUGACUUGGAUGACGGAGUAGAAAGAGUGCUCAUUGAAUUCCUGGGCAACGUGGAGCAGAGAAUGACUGCAGAUGUGCUGGAGCAAGAAUUGCACAACCUGCCUGAAGAUCAAGCUCUAGAGAUCUCUCCUUCGUUUCCAGCCACUCGAUGUAGGCUCAUAGGGACCGUUUUACUCUACAUCGACCGCGAGAAUUUUUAUAGUAAUUCCUCGCGAUUUUCGGGGGCAGGGCGCAUCUGUGCGCCUCCCGUUUCUUGCCGGCGGAUCCGUCGCCGCAUCCCGGUGCCGAGAAUGUUUCCUACGAUCAGGGUUUCCUUCUCGGGAGUGGAUCCUGAAGCCAAGUACAUUGUGUUAAUGGAUAUAGUUCCUGUGGACAAUAAAAGAUAUAGAUAUGCCUACCACAGGUCUUCCUGGUUAGUGGCUGGAAAAGCUGAUCCUCCGCUCCCUGCAAGGUUGUACGUGCACCCUGACUCCCCGUUCACGGGAGAGCAACUGCUGAAGCAGAUGGUGUCCUUCGAAAAAGUCAAACUCACCAACAACGAGCUGGAUCAGCAUGGCCAUAUCAUUUUGAACUCCAUGCACAAGUACCAGCCAAGGGUCCACAUUAUUAAGAAGAAGGAUCACACAGCUUCUUUGCUAAAUCUGAAGUCGGAAGAGUUCAGGACAUUUAUCUUUCCAGAGACAGUUUUUACAGCUGUUACCGCCUACCAGAAUCAAUUGAUAACCAAGUUGAAAAUUGACAGCAACCCUUUUGCUAAAGGAUUCCGGGACUCUUCCAGACUCACUGAUAUUGAGAGAGAAAGCGUGGAGAGCCUUAUCCAAAAGCAUUCCUAUGCCCGAUCCCCCAUUCGAACAUAUGGAGGAGAAGAUGAUCUCGGAGAUGACAGCCAGGCAACACAAAGCAGAGGGUCAGCUUUUACAACAUCUGAUAACCUGUCCCUCAGUUCCUGGGUAUCCUCCUCAACCAGUUUUCCUGGAUUUCAGCAUCCACAGUCUUUGAGUGCCCUGGGUACCAGCACUGCAUCCAUAGCUACACCCAUUCCUCAUCCAAUCCAAGGAUCUCUGCCUCCAUACAGCCGCCUGGGAAUGCCUCUUACACCCUCUGCUAUAGCCAGCUCCAUGCAAGGUAGUGGCCCCACUUUCCCUUCCUUCCACAUGCCCAGGUACCAUCAUUAUUUUCAGCAGGGUCCUUAUGCAGCUAUCCAGGGACUGCGUCACUCCUCCGCAGUGAUGACGCCGUUUGUAUGAUUGAUCUAAGACAAGAGAAACAUGAGAUUUUAAACAUGCAAGUUUGGUAUGAAAAAUACAAGGGACCUUCCUGAAAGGCCUGUGGCAGGAGUGCUGAACUUGUAACCAACCAGCUAAGAAAAUGCAUUAUGGAUAUAGAUUCCUCCGUUGAGGGAUCACAAGAAGCAAGCAUGCAGCAUGGAGCUGCUCACGGAUCUAUGUGUAACACGGCCGAAAUGGAUCCCAAAGCUCCCAGGAUUUUUGGUCACGUGCAGCUUGUUCCAAAGGUGCAUUAUACCUAGCGGAAAGAGAUUAUGUUUAUGCAGCAGUGUAAAAAUUAAUUGUGUAUAGGUCUUUUUUCAUACGCUAGAAGAAUUCUGAAAAAGGCAAUACUCUUACUCAUCUUCAUCUCUUCUUGUGACUGAUGAGCAUCUAAACAGUAAAAAUGUAUUGCUAUAACUGAGCAUGUUUUAGGCUAUCUCAGCAUACAUUUGCUGGGAACAGGACAAAGUGGAGAAGGCCACCGUCCUUUUUAAAAGACUGGCUUAUAUUCACCAAAAGCGGUAUUUCUUAGUUGCUACUAUAAUCCCAAAGAGAAAAUUAUUAACAAGUCUUUCUUUCUUUCUUUCUUUGUUUCUUUCACAAAACACUAUCAGUUCCAAAAAAGAACUGUGUUACAGGACUGUAGCAGUAAUGAU
Molecule: messenger RNA, 2030 nt
Organism: Aptenodytes forsteri (emperor penguin)
Lineage: Eukaryota; Metazoa; Chordata; Aves; Sphenisciformes; Spheniscidae
Gene: TBX20
Product: T-box 20
Exons: 9
Coding region: 1-1353 (450 amino acids)
Biological process (GO): positive regulation of DNA-templated transcription; vasculogenesis; cell fate specification
Cellular component (GO): nucleus
Molecular function (GO): DNA-binding transcription factor activity, RNA polymerase II-specific; RNA polymerase II cis-regulatory region sequence-specific DNA binding
Source: RefSeq, a predicted model, not a curated record